CUUAGCCAGCUGGACCACGAUGCGCUUUAUAUACUAAUCCCGCGCAGCGGGUAAAACGUCAUCGAUCUAGAAGAGUUACAGUAUCAGGGAACUCGGAUCUUCUGGGUCCAUGAGGGGUUGGCGCUGGGACCGCAGGCUUGGACCAGGUCUGGAUUCCUGCGAUACAGUGGUUCUUAUGCAACUAUCGUGGCCCGCAUUUGUCCUAUCAUUCUGUCCUGUCCAUCCACAGCGUAUUGAGCCUAGCUUAGUGGACGGUCUGCUGUGCAUCUCGGUCUCAUACCCCGCACGUAUGCAACCACGGGAUAAAACGUAGACUUUUGCUGGGCUGCACGACGAGAAUAUUAUGUAUCCUACCAGGAAGGUCAAUAAUAGUAAAUUUCCACGAUACAUAUAACCUGUAGAUGGACUGCCGAUGUGCUGCGUCGCGCGUUACAGAUCAGCAGAUAGUGUUUGUCCUGUUUGUCUCAUCAGGCCACUCCGCGUUGCCGUUUUUCAGAAGCCAUCAUCAUCAUCAUCCUCCUCUGAUGAUCAGACAUACCGGACGAAUACCCCAUCGGUCAAUUCUUCUUUUUUGCUUUAGCAGAGUUCUUUCCUUUGCCUACAGCUCGACCGCCAUCAUGGGUUUCGGAGCUCCAGGUGGCUCCGCAACCAACUACAAGCCCACGCCUCCCGAGCGUGGCAGCUUCCCUCUAGAUCACGAAGGCGAAUGCAAACCCCUUAUCCGCGACUACCUCAAAUGCCUGAAAUCCGCCCGGGGCGUCAACGACAACGACUGCCGGAAACUGGCCAAGGCGUACCUGACCUGUCGGAUGGACCAUAACCUCAUGGCGCCGGACGACUUCAAGAACCUCGGACUGGUGUUCGAAAAGGACAACGCGACGACGCCCGGAGAGAAUGCAGAGAAGAAAUUAUAGUCGGACUAACGGGUCAGAAUACCAGGGGAUAUUGUAUGAUAUGCUGGAGGGUUCUGUGUAUAGAUGGAGUGUUUGGCGUGAUGA
Messenger RNA from Aspergillus heteromorphus CBS 117.55, 998 nucleotides. RefSeq lists its product as uncharacterized. Gene Ontology annotation, biological process: mitochondrial respiratory chain complex IV assembly. The transcript is spliced from 4 exons. The record is from RefSeq and is a predicted model, not a curated record. The coding region runs from base 402 to 914 and encodes 170 amino acids. NCBI's taxonomy places the organism in Eukaryota, Fungi, Ascomycota, Eurotiomycetes, Eurotiales, Aspergillaceae. Gene Ontology annotation, cellular component: mitochondrial intermembrane space.